Molecule: messenger RNA, 3684 nt
Organism: Ornithodoros turicata
Lineage: Eukaryota; Metazoa; Arthropoda; Arachnida; Ixodida; Argasidae
Product: DCC-interacting protein 13-alpha-like
Exons: 21
Coding region: 326-2347 (673 amino acids)
Biological process (GO): signaling
Cellular component (GO): cytoplasm; endosome membrane
Molecular function (GO): protein binding
Source: RefSeq, a predicted model, not a curated record
ACCAACAUUGACGAGACCGCCAGCGCCGCCUCAGCUUUCAGCUGUCUGUGCUAUUAAAUGAUGUGUUUCGGGUUUGGUUUUUAUUUCAUGAACUUAGUAUUCUUGGCGGAAUCGGACUUGACCAGCUAACACCCCUUUAGUUCUCUUUCGCGCACAUGAACGGUGCAAACGCAGGGCAUUUGAAGAUCAUUAUCGAAAUGUGAUUUUCUGGCGAGGCGUGAAACAAGUGGGAGUGGACAGCUGCGUGUGUAGAUCCCGCGCAGUUCCGUUAUUUAUCGGCACCUGCAGUGUACCUAGCGGACACAAAUCUUUAUUGAGGUUCAAAAUGCAAGGGCCAGAAGCAUUGCACCUAGAAGAUGCUUUGGAGGAUAACCCACAGACGAGGUCAUUGGUGGGCCUGUUUGAGCAAGAUGCACACCAGUUACACAAAUAUGUGAAAGUGAUGUAUGAGCAUGCUCAGCGAAUCUGGAACGCAGAGAAAGAGCUCGCAGAUGCUACGUAUUCUCUCGCCGAGCACGUCCGGCAGUAUGACUCGCAGCACUUUCCACUCGACACCGAUCCAGACAGCGUCCUCUCUGCAACGUUGAAACAGCUGACAAAUUCUCUAGAAGAAAUAAGCUCGUGGCACCACAUGUGCAGUGCCCAAGUGGGAGAUGGCAUGGUGUAUCCUCUAUCAAAAUUUGUUGAUGCUGACAUGCAAGAACUCUUCCGGCUGCAGGAACAGUAUGUUGCAUCCAUGCACGAAAAAGAGCAAGCUCUGAGCAAGUACUGCAGGCAGUCGCGGAAGCGCGAGAGUGAGCGCCAAAAACUGGACAUCAACGAAGAGGUGUAUGUGGCCAACAAGAAAUUUCAUACACUGUCUAUGAACUACUAUGCGCACCUAAACGCCCUGCAGUAUCGUCGUAAAGUAGCACUACUUGAACCUCUGUUGGGCUACCUGCAUUCCAUGAAGUCCUUUUUUGGUAUUGGUCACGAAACUCUCAGUUCAACUGAACUUGACGAAUUUCUUGCGAACAUCAGCUCAAGUGUGAGGGAGGUACAAAAUGAUCUGGGUGCAGUGGCGAAAGAUGUGUCUGCCAAGAUUGAAGUCAUUGGGCGCCAGAGUGAGCACGAAUAUUAUGCAGAACCAUUACCCGAAAUGCCACACGUGCCUCCCAAUACCGGACUCAGUCAGAAGGCUGGCUUCCUAUUUUACAGAACGAAGAUAGCUGGUAUGGUAAACAAGUGGGACAGAUGUUAUUUCUAUACCUUGGGAUGCCAUCUCAUGCAGAUACCCAAGGGUGAGGUGGUCGGAAGUGCUGUUAUGGACCUGGACAGGACUGUUGUUGCUCAAGUGCUUGACGAAGACAGAAAGAAUGUUUUUCAAGUGUCAAAUGGAAAAAGGGUUAUAGUGAUGCAGGCGUUGAAUGAGCGGGAACGUGAUGAAUGGAUUUCUACAAUACACAAUAUUUCAACUGAAGCAUUUGCUGGAGGUAGAUCACAUUCCAUUCCAAAGGAAGCACCCGCUGUGGCGAAGGUUUGUAAAAAAAUUACUGAAAGGACACCCUCUCUUCCCAAUACUGCUGUGCCAAAAGGAUCUCAUGUUCCUCGUCGUCAAGCGCCCCAACAUCAUGUAGCUAGUCAAGAACUGAAUCCCUACUUGGCAAAUACGCCUAUUCAGUUUGACAUGUUUUCGCCCUCUGAGGAGAAGCUUUCUUCUGGACAAACUAGGGAGAAUCCUGUACGCAUCAAUCCUUUUGACCAGUGUGGUUCCUCUAUCACCGCUGAAUCUGCUAAAGAUACCACAUGCUCCUUCUGGGAGGUGUUCACUGUCAGGUUCCUCGGCUCUAUGCAGGUCCCCAGUGACAGAGGUGAUCAGUUGGUCUGUGAGACAAUGCGGCAUAUUUUGGCAGCAAGAAUGAUGCAUAAUGUCUUCAAAAUGGCCGAGUCUCACAUGGUCAUCACACAAAAGGAACUAAGAAUAAUGGACCCAUCCCACCAGCUUGUGCGAGCAGUAUUUCCACUUUCGGAUGUGUCAUUCUGGACUAUACACAAAGAAAAUACAAGACUUCUAGGUUUCAUCACUGUGAGUGCUUCCGGUGACGGAAUCCCAACGUACACCUGUCACAUAUUUGAGGCUCACGCUUCAGCUGAAGAGAUCUGCAAUGCACUUUCUAUAGCAGCCAACAUUGCACUGAAGGCAUUAAUGGAGCAGCAGUCCCAUACAGAAAAUAAGGAACUGGAAUUGUUGAAGGCACUCAAGUUGUCUGAAAAUGAGAAUGCACUUCUACCACCAUGCCCUGCAAAGCAGGUCUGUGAGGAUGACGUGACUGGCAUUGCCAAAGAUUUAGCAAAGGGGGACGCAUGACAUCUGUACAUAGAAGCUGGUAAAGAAUUUUGCUGCAAGUAGUCAAGGGCAACCAUUGGUUCAGAUAACCCGAACCUCACUGUGACAAACGAGUCCGGCUGUAAGCAGUGUUAAUUUAGCACCUGUUAACAGCAAAUAUGUGACAUGACAUAUGCAUGUUACAGUGACACAUUUUUCAUGUUUAAGUGGAGAGUCAUACAAGGCUGCCAACUUUGUCUAUGUGCAUUAACAUACCCAGUGUGCGGGGAUAUACAUAGGCCACAAUUAGUUUCUGCCGUAGCUUUUGCUCUUGUUGCUUUGUCAUGAUUGAGAUCACUUUGGCCUUGUGACCUUGUUGCUCACAAUAAUUGUGGUGCCCAGAGCACAUUGCAGAUGCAAUGGUGCAAUUCAUUACGUGUGUGCAGUGUGGAACCUGAGACUUCACAUGUGACAGUCGUUUUCUUGUAUUGUUUUUGCAUCUGUUUCUUGGGGUACCUGCUUCCAUUACUGCACUUUCAAUGUGGUUAUAGUACCCAAGCUGCCUAGGGUGACAUUCUCCUCUCCUGGCCUCAUUGAGCUGGGGUGUGACUAAAGGAUAUUGAUCUCCCUAUCCCAACUGUUAUUACUGUGUCAACAAGUUGUAGUAUUUUACAGUGUAAUCUGUCUAAUACAGUCACUUCUGUUAUAUGAUUCUCUCUGGGUUUUCUCAAAUUACUCACGGUAACAAUGUAAUUAUUUAGCCAGAAUGGGGGGGGGGGGGGGGCAGGAUGGUUACUGUGACACACGUACAUUUUAUACUUUAAGAUUGUUGAUCUCGUAAUACAUUACCAAGUGUAGAACACAGAUGUAAAUGUCUUGUACCUGUAGCACUUAUGCAGUGUUUUCAUUUUAUAUUUUCCUUUCAACCUCGUAUAGUAGUCUUGUUUUCUCAUAAAAAUGCCCAGGUUAUUCUUUGCAGGAUUCCUCACACCUUCGAAUUCUUCGCUCUAAAGCAUUAAGGUUGUGACUGCUGCUGAGCGUAUACUUGUACAUAGGUAGAUUUCUUUUUGUGGUUUAAUACCUCAUGUGCUGUGUAUAUAUUUUAUUCAUAUGCAUAUCAUGCCGCUGCUGCAGUGCCAAAAUGUUCUAGUGGUGAACAUUUAGCAUAGAUAACAAGAACCCACCCUUGCAGAAGAACGAACGCUCCAUGUAUUAUUUGACGUCCCGUAACAUUGCUAUGUUCCUUGGUCCACUGUGGUGCUAAUGAUUUGGUCUCUCGUUAGCCAAUGUAAUUAACGAGACACUACAAGAAAUGGAUAACUGCGUCUCUACGAGGUGAUACUCUUCUUAGUUCAGUAAACUUUAUCUUUUCCCCUUUC